GCGAGUGAGCGGAAUCCAAUGUCCGCAGGAGGCUUCUCGUUGUGACGAGAGGAGAGGAGGACGACGAGAACAACGUCGAGGGCGAGACGGGUUCGACGGGGAAAUCAAAGGAAGAAGAGAGAAAAUACAGACGGAGAGGAGGUCUGUACACACACGUGUGUAACGUACGCAGUUUGUAUUCAAAGAAGGCUGCACAAGAGCCGUCGCCCGCCCGCGCGACAGGAGAGAGAGAGGGGCCUAGCCAAUAACGAAAUUUAAUAGCAGACCGGCAUUACAGACGAGCUUACACGAUACAUCAUCUUCGUAUACGCUGCAGUGUAUGAGUGGUGUUGGAGCGAGCAGCAGCAGCUAUUAUGGCCGCGAAUCCGAGCGUCAAUAGUCCAUCGCUCGGCACCGAGAGCCAGUACUUCUACGAGGAUGUCGUCUAUAGGGUGGACAAACGCUCCAAUGUCGAGUUUGGCAUUGUCAUGGAAAACGAUGAUCACGAGCUUUCCGACGAUAGUAGCGGCAACGAGGACAGCCCCAAGAGGAAGAAAGGAGAGAUCAGGGUUGUUUGGCAUCCAUCCGGUGUUGAAGAUCUCGUCAAUUCCAAAAAGGUUCAUUUAGCUGACAGAACUUUAAUGCCCGGAGAUGUUGUUAGACGCAUGAUUAAAGGAAAAGAUACCCAAAGAGGAUACUGCCGUGAUAUUGAAUUAAAUGCUUGUGUUCAAGUUAUUGGUACAAAACAAGUAUUAACCAAUAUUCGAAGUGAAGAUUUAGUACCUCUUGAGGAAUUUGCUGCAGACAUUGCAGUAUGUAUGGAUUCUUGGGUGGGAGGAAUCAGAAUGGUUCACUUUAAAUUGUGGCUAGCCACUCCUGAUGGUUCUAGAUGUGUCAUCAAUGAGAUUGAUGCUCGUGGGUUGGAGCAUUUUGAGGAAAAAAGAGAUACAGAUAAUGAUUUCCCUCAUUCAUCCGAGUUUUAUCCAGGACAAUGUUUAUGGGGUCCAAUACAUUGUCUGGAAGAUGCUCAAUGGAUACAAUGUACAAAAGAAAUGAAGGCUAAACGAAAAUCUAAGCCGCAGCGAAUAACGAAAGUUAUUGUUGAAAAAGUCGAGACUGAUUGGGUAGGUGUUCACUGGCAAUGUAGAGCUUAUUCUAAGGAUGGAGCUUGGUCAGACCAAACGCAUCCAAAAUACGUAGUUGAAGGCGAGGACUUGAAAAAGUUAAAACUGCUAAAUGUUUUCGAGCCAUCGACGUUACAAGUGGGUGACAGAAAUUUUUAUGUGAUCAAAGGUGAUGAGAAUGUGAUAACGCGAGAACAGUGGCGUAAGCAGCAAAGGGAAAUAUUUCAAGUUCCUAAGAACAGUCCAAGAAAAUCGCGUAAUAUUAAUUUGUCAAAGGCAGCUGUGGAAGAAAAGAUCAAAAGAAUAAAAGAGGAAUCUCAGGAAAAUAAAAAUGAGCAUCCUGAAGUUAACAAUGAAAACAAAGUUAACAGGGAAAAAGACAAUGUAAGUAAUAAUUUACUUACACCACCUAACAUAAACCAAAAUAUUGAAAGUUCUGAUGACUGGGAUACAGAAGACACUGGCUCACAAAGUGAUUCAGCAUCGGUAUCAAGCGGUUGUUCUAGUUUAUCAUCGAUGGGAAAGAAAAAGAAAGGUCCAGCACUAAUGACAAAAGUUUUGAAGAAGCGUAAAUUAUGCAAAGCUAAGAAGAAAGUUCCACCACCUCCUUUGGUACCUGGAACUAAAAUAGUUGUUGAAACUCUUUCCACAAAUACAAAAGCUAACGUUGUUUGGCAGGACGGCUCUGUAGAACUCGGCAUACCUUCUACUCAACUGUAUCCAAUUCAUCAUCUGGAUGAUAAAGAAUUCUUUCCUGGUGAUUUUGUUGUCGACCAGAAGGAGGAAUCUAGAAUGUACGGCGUCGUUCAGAGCGUUGAUCAUCAAGGAAGAACAGCAAGAAUAAAGUGGUUCAAAACUUAUUCAUCUAGUCAAAGUCCUCAGCCAACAUUUUUGGAAGAAACCGAAGUAAGCGUAUACGAUCUGAAAGAUCAUCCAGACUUCCAGUACCGUCCAGGAACUCUAGUCAUUCGCAUUGCAAAUUUCGAGGGUGAAGACGCUGGAUGUACGGCAGGCCAAGUCCUCGACAAUUAUCCUGAGGGUCGCGUCAAGGUCUGGUGGGUAGACGGCCAUGUUAGUAUGUGUUGGCCACAGGACUUGUACAAAGUAGGCGAGUACGACAGCGAUGAGGGUGAAUUGUGGGAUGAUGUUUCGUCGGAUGGCUCAUGGGAGACAGAACUCGAAGACUGCUUUAUCGCCGACAACGACGGCAGUGCCGAACAAACUGAAAAUAUCAAGCCAAAGCUUGCAGCGCACAUCGAGAAAGCAAGAAUUGCUAUGUCGAGACUCGAGGAGAUUUUCACACAAAAUCCUGCUCUGCAAACGACUGAAGUCAUGCGGAAGUUAUUGGAAGUUUACAAAGACUGCAGGUACAUGGAUAGGCUUAUGGGGACAUCUUUCUUCCAUGAGAGUCACUUUCAAGGAUUACUCGAAAGAGUGAGAGAGAGGGGACGCGCUAAUGUCGCACAAAGAAUGGCUGAUCAGGUAAACAGACUGUUUACGCAAGCAGAAAGUGGAUCGGAGAUCAAUUCUGAAUUGACCGAUUCCAAACUUCUGAAUGCUCAGAAAAAUACAAGUACUAAUACCUCAUUGGAAAAAUCCGUCUCUGAAGAAAUCAGUGUAGUACUAACGGAAGAUGAUUCUGUGAUAAAUGACCAGCAUAAUCAAGAUUCGAAAAUUGGUGAGCAAAAUACGAAUCAGCUUUUCAUCAAUAUCAAUCGAAAUCCAGAGGAUUCGGGAUUAUUUUCCGCUGAACAUUCGAAAAAAGAAUCCGGGUCUAGCGAAUCGAGUGGAGAAUUUCUUCUCAGCGAGGAUGUGAAUAACAUCGAUCGAUCUCCCAUUCCUGAUCAACCGAAGUCCCCACUUCCUGAUAACUUAGGCAAUGCUCUAGUUGGAUCUUCACACGUAUGCGUUAAACUUUGCAAUCUCAUAAAGGCUCAACUAGUUUUAGCCCAUGCCGAAGUCUCCAAAAGAUUUGGUCUUUCGAAGAUGUCAUUAUCAGAUGCAGCAGAUCAAAAUAAUUCAAAAGCAGUGUCGCCGAACAAAAAGCUCAAAAAAGAAGAAGAUAAGAAAGUGGAAGUCAUUUCGGAGCCUUCUGAUUCCUCAAUAGAAAUUCCUCCGCUAGUCUACCUAGAAGGCGAAGGCUUCUCGAUAGAAGAAACAGCACCAGAUAACCACAAGUUCAAAUUGACCAUGUUUCAGCCGACGGAUCGUCCGAACUUUUUUCGUACUGUAUCUAAGGAAUUGAAAUUGUUGAAAAGUUCGCUGCCUCAAGGCAUUUGGGUAAAAGGAUUUGAGGACAGGAUGGAUUUGUAUUCGGUCAUGAUGCGUGGUCCUGAGAAAACUCCUUACGAAGACGGACUUUUUUUCUUUGAUUUCCAAUUAUCAGCAGAUUAUCCAGCUGCACCACCACUUUGUCAUUACAUCUCGUAUUGUAGUGAUAGGCUUAAUCCAAAUUUAUACGAAGAUGGAAAAGUCUGCGUGAGUCUUUUAGGAACUUGGGCGGGUCGAGGCACGGAAGUGUGGACAAAUUCAUCAACUCUUCUUCAAGUUAUUGUGUCAAUUCAGGGUCUAAUACUGGUGGCGGAGCCAUACUUCAAUGAAGCAGGAUUUGAAAAACAAAAAGGUUCUCAGCAAGGUCGAGAAAAUUCAAGGAUGUAUAACGAGAUGGUUACAUUGAAACUCGUACAAUCACAAACAAAAUUGCUGCAGUAUCCUCCGUUAAUAUUUAAAGAUGUUAUUAUGCAACAUUUUAAAAAGCAUUCUGACAAAUUAUUGAAGAGGCUCGAGCUAUGGAUGGAAAUUUCUGAACAGCAUAACAAUCAACAUCCAUUGUCCCCAGUCACACCUACCACGUUCAAAGAGAUAGCUCCUAUUGAGAACACUAUUCUGCCGGAAUUUCCGUUGAUACCCGCGUCUAAAGGGUUUUGUAUCACAUUAAAAAAUACGUUAGCGAAUUUCAAACGAACGCUCGUCCGCGAAGGGAUACUUCCAUUGUCAUUGGACUCGCCACUACCUCGUGAUACUUCCGUCGACUCGAUGAAUCGUGCAAAUCGAGCGGUGAUCGACGAACAAGGUGGAACAUCUGCCGUUAAAACGUCGGUAUCCCAGCAGAGUAUUUGUAAUGAGCCCUCGAUUAAUCACGGCUCUGUCCACCAAAGUGAAACGAUGAAAGACAGUUUAGAGCGCAACGCCAGCUAGCCACAAGGUAAAUCCAAACGCUUAGCUUACAAGAAUAAUCACACGGUUAUUCGGUAAUAUAUAAUUCUAUGCUCUUUACUGAUAGCUACAAUUAAUAUGGUGCGAGAUAUUCAAAUGGAUAUAUAUAUAUGAGGUAAAAAAUAACUAUGAAAUGGCAGCAUGCAUUUAUAGUGUCUUUAUUAAGUAAGGGAGAUGAAAAUUAAAAUUGAUACUGUAUUGCGCUGCACGAAAUAACGAUGAUCUUAGCUGACGUUUCAAUUUCUUUUUUUUGAAAAUCACAGUUACUAGUUUAUUUUUUCAGCGAAUAUAUUAUACUUGUACACUUGUCACUAAACUAGUAUACUUGUUAAACAAAAUAAAAGGUCGGGUAAACAGUCAGGCGGUUUUUCUUUCUUCGUCGUACGUGCAGAAAAUUUGUAGUCGAUGGUGACGAUAUAAAUAUCUGCCUCAAAAUCGUAUUUUUCAAAACUUUCAAGCGUAAAUAUAUUCAUUUUUCCAUAGAAUGUAAAUUGUAUAUAUAGGGAAAGAUAUAUUAAAAUGUAUUUGGUCGGUCGUUUAUUCUUAGACAUACUCCAUCGAUAAUUCAAUCAUUGAUGACUUCAUUGAAAUUGUAUCGAUUUUUGUAUUAUCAGAAUUUUAUUGACGUAUUAUUAUUCGCUUCUUAAUUGUAAAUAGAUAUUUCAUUGUAACAGUAAUAAUUGCCUGAAUAACUUAUUAUAUCUUACCUUGAUUGCCUCACGAUAUUAAAAACGUCAAGUUUUGCUAGACUACGUUUUAGGCUAAGAAUUGUUAAGAAGAAGCGUUUUUCUACAAAAAAAAUCACUGUGAAUAUUUCUUUCAUAUAUGUAUAUCAAUUUUAACAUUUUACUAGUAUAAUCAAGCCAUUAUAAAGCCAGUUUCACAAAUUAACUUUUAACACAUUUUAAGGCAGAUUUUUACAAAGAAAAUAGAUAAUUAUUACAAUUGUGUUUUAAAGAUGAUGCACAUGAACAAAUUAAAAAACAGCAACUCACAGCAUUGUGAGAUGAAUUCGUAGAGCUGCCUUUAUUUUUUUAUGCUUACAUCAUAAUUAUGCCAUAAUAUUAGAAAUUAAUAUUAUAAUUCUGAAAAAGAAAAAGUAUCGACGAAGGCAUGGUUCUCAUAAUUUGAUGUAAUACUGUGAAAAAGCAUAAAACACAAAGCUUAAGCUUGAACUUACAAAUAAUUCUGGUUUGUAUAAACAAUAUUUUUCAUGGAAUACAUAUACGAUUCUAUAUACUCUCCUUUUUCCAAGUACAUUGAAAGCAAACAUAUUUUUGAUAGUCCAAUGAAAACUCCAUUAAUACUAUUAUUUUUAUUUCACUUAGAACUUCAUUUGAAGAAUUAUACAAUACGUGGAUUAAUUUUCAACGGAACAUGUAUCAACUAAAAUUAAAACACUCGUAGCAAUAUGCCAAGCCAAAAGCAUCUUAUGCUUCAGUAGAUUUUAAGACUUCGAAUGCUAGUGCAAUCGAUGCAUUUUCUGACGUGCGAAGGGAGAAAGAAAACACAAAGAGGUAGUUAUAGGUCUGUUAACGACUCGCAAGCAAAUGCCAUCCAUUAAUUAAAAAAAAUCGUUAUCAUACUGCGAAUUCGAAACGAAAAAGUAUUCAAAUUGAAAGAAAAUGAUUUUAGGUACAAUAGAACAUAGUUUAUAGAUGGGCAAUUCAUACUAUUGAUAAGUCUAUGAGAGUAAAGUUAUUAAUUAUCCGUAGAUGUAGAUUACGCAGAGACUAUGAAGACUUUAAAUGCUCUGUUGUCCAUGACAAAAUUAUACUAUUUAUUGCGUAUAUAUCUUCUAUCUGUUUAUUUAUUUUUAUCGCGAAUAAUGCUUGGUUGCCAAACUUCAUUUCCCAGUUUUUUCAGUAAUAGUGUCAAAUUGAGCGCUUUGGUACUUAAAACAUUGAGUGGCGUCACGGAUAUUUUUUAGAAAGAUUAUACAUACUAGUUGUGAACUGUAAUGAGCAUUCUAUUAGUAUUUUUGUUAUUGAUUUGUCCAUAUCGUUAUAUCAAGUGUCUUCUUAGUGGUGAUGUUAAAAUGUAAAAAAAAUUAGAAAGUAUUACAAAGCGAUGUCAUUGAAAAACAAAAGUUAUUUAGAGGAGUUGUCAAAAGUUCAGGUGAAAUCUUGUGUGAUGUCAACAUUGAUAAUAGGUCAUCGUUUUAAUAGAUUCUGAAUCUUUCAUCGGCACAUAGUAAAGGGUUCAGAUAAAUACUUAGGAAAAUAUACAUCAUUCCUUUUAGAAUAUUUUGUAUUGUUAUAUUCUUUUUGAUUAUGCGUAAGUCUUUACGCUGUUUAAUGUAUAUUAAUAGCAUGCUAUAUGUAACUAAAUUGCGAGAUACAAGUAUGAUUUAUUAUUUAUUUGUUUAUUUAAUGUGGAAUCAGAUCAAUCACAUUGUUUUAAUAUAUUGUCAAAGUAUGUAUAUUAUAAAAGUAAAUUAAAAGUAUUAACAAAAUCUAAAACUAUUUAAACUAAGCUAGGCCAAGAACAGUUUUUAAAUUAUCAUUUUUUUUAUCAUUUCCAGUUUUAACCUCAUACAAUAAUUUCAAUAUAGAAUUUACGUGUAUUGAACUUAUCUGAAGUAUAAAAAAGUCAUUGAAAUUAAAAAUUUGAGUUCACUCGAAGCAUUUAAUCUCGACAGAUUUAUUUAUAAAAAAAAAUAGAGCAUCUCUACAUUAGGUGUCUGUUCCUAUUCGAGAUAAAAAAUAUGAAACAGAUAAUACACUAUACAACACGUCGAAAGUUUGCAAAUAUCAUCUACAAAUAAAUAAAAUGAAAGGCUUGUUUUAGGCAAACGAAAAACAUGUUACAGAGACAAAUGUAAAAAAAAAACAAACAAGUAUGUAAACUGAUUUUCUACGAUCCUGCCGAUGCGCGUCAAAAUGGUGCUGUACGUUACUAUAAGCGUAAUAAAAAUGAAUAAUUACUGGAGAAUAACAAAUGCAUAACGAAGAUGAACGUGAAUUGUAAGAAAAAAAAAUUACGUAUGGCUAGAAGGGUAUUGAAGAAAGUGUACAAUAAACCAAAAAAUAAUUGUAAUUGUAAGAAUGUGGGUGAGUAAGCAAGCGCGCAUUAACAGAGCGAAUGUAUAUUGAACAAAAAAUAAAUAAAUAAAUAAUGAAAAACGACAAAUGAGAAAGUAUAGCAAUGAAGCAACACGUUUGAGAAAGAUUCUUUCGUUUCUUGGCCAAAAUGACGGAAACGUGAUGUUUGAGAUGCCUUGUAUAUGUGCCAGCUAUUUAUAUUUAUAUUAUUAUUAUAAUUCCUAUUCAUAAGUCGUUAUGGGAAGUUUUGUUUUCGCUGUAAGUUUUUUGAUGAUGCGUGCUACACAAGAUAAAAAUAAAAUUAAAAAAAAACUUAACUACUAGAUCCUCUACUCACCAAUAAUAAAAUUGUAUUAUGGGGAACGAAAGCUUUAGAAUGAGUGUUGAGAGGCAAUGCUUCUGUAAAAAUAAAUCAAUCAUCGCACAGUUUGGCGAUAAUCACGUUAUUAAAAACUACACGACUGUCAUAUUUUUGUUUAAUUGUUUUUUUCUUGCAAUUUUUUUUAUCAAUAAAAAUGAU
Messenger RNA from Phymastichus coffea, 7883 nucleotides. RefSeq names its product (E3-independent) E2 ubiquitin-conjugating enzyme UBE2O. The transcript has 11 exons. Bases 354 to 4301 code for a protein of 1315 amino acids. NCBI's taxonomy places the organism in Eukaryota, Metazoa, Arthropoda, Insecta, Hymenoptera, Eulophidae. The record is from RefSeq and is a predicted model, not a curated record.